This is a messenger RNA of Hirundo rustica (Barn swallow), 711 nucleotides long. RefSeq names its product NK2 homeobox 8 (gene NKX2-8). Gene Ontology annotation, biological process: regulation of transcription by RNA polymerase II; cell differentiation. The record is from RefSeq and is a predicted model, not a curated record. The transcript is spliced from 2 exons. The coding region runs from base 1 to 711 and encodes 236 amino acids. NCBI's taxonomy places the organism in Eukaryota, Metazoa, Chordata, Aves, Passeriformes, Hirundinidae. Gene Ontology annotation, cellular component: nucleus. Gene Ontology annotation, molecular function: DNA-binding transcription factor activity, RNA polymerase II-specific; RNA polymerase II cis-regulatory region sequence-specific DNA binding.
AUGGCCACAUCUGGCAGGAUCAGUUUUACAGUGAGGAGCAUUUUGGAUUUACCAGAGCAGGAUGUAAAUAACAUAAAGCAAGCCUCUGACCAUCACCACUCACCGGAGAACUGCACCGGCUCGCCGUAUCGAGGGUGGAUAGAAACAGACAGAAAUCACUAUCCUUCUUCCGACGAGAGCGGCCCGGAGAUGAGCUUGCCCGACUCCACCCAAAGGUCGCUCCCCGCCCGCGGCUCGGAGGCCGAGGAGAAGAAGAAGAAGCGGCGGGUGCUCUUCUCCAAGGCGCAGACGCUGGAGCUGGAGCGGCGGUUCCGGCAGCAGCGAUACCUUUCGGCGCCGGAGCGGGAGCAGCUGGCCCGGCUGCUCAGCCUCACCCCCACGCAGGUGAAGAUCUGGUUCCAGAACCACCGCUACAAGAUGAAGCGGGCGCGAAGCGAGGGCCCCGGCAGCCCCCAGCCGCGCCCGCCCGCCCUGCUGCGCCGGGUGGUGGUGCCGGUCCUGGUGCGGGACGGGGAGCCCUGCCGCGGCUGUCCCGCCAGUCCACCGGCGCCCGCAGCGCGGCCCAAGCUGGGCUGCGCCCUGGCGGGAUGCAGCGCCCAGGCCGCCCUCACCCUGCAGGGCUACCGAGCCUGCCCGCCCGCCGCCGCCCUCGGCGUCUUCCCCGCGUACCAGCACUUAGCGCACCCCGCCGUCGUCUCCUGGGGAUGGUGA